Paramuricea clavata is the source of this 884-nucleotide messenger RNA. The record is from the annotation of a GenBank genome assembly. Lineage: Eukaryota; Metazoa; Cnidaria; Anthozoa; Malacalcyonacea; Plexauridae.
AUGCAGCAAAAUGUAAGAGAUGGCCAAAGAAAAAUAGGUGCAGCUUUUCUCUCGACUCGUGAAGUCAGUGCUCAAGAAUGCGUUUACAGAUGUAUGCCUGAACUCUGGUUAAGAAAAACAUUCCUGAAAACCCUCUUUGUUAGCACGGAUUUUGCUGAAAAUCGUGUUAGAUUUGCGAAGAAACAACAAGAAUUUGAUGAGUUAGAUGAUGAUAGUACUGACAUUUUUAAGUCUAACAUUAUUAUCCGUUACAGUGACAGACCGAAAAAAAUUCCUGUCGUUAAUGAUAUGUAUUUAGCUUUAUUUCCGAUUCUCAACCUGAAGUUUUAAGAGAUGACCUCAUUGAAUCUCAAAAUAUCGAAAAUCAUAACACUGGACUUCCCAAUCGAAUAAAACUUGUAAACAGCAAAGAAAUUAUGAAGUGCAGAAAAAUUAAAGCUGUCAUUCGAUAUCACACUCCAAACAAAAGAAAAGAACCUGAAAAAUUUUUUCACCACCUUCUCAUAUUGUAUUUUCCGUGGCGUAACGAGCAGGAACUCGUUGGCGAAGACCAGACAUACAUAUCUAAGUUUUAUGAGCCAGAUGUGCAAGAGGUAGUACAAUGCAACAAAGAAAUAUUUGAGCCAGAUGGUGCUGCUAUUAAUGAAGCACUAGAAAGUUUACGAAACUUUGAUGGCAUACCAACUCACUCCUAUGAUCCAAUAAAUGACCAGGAAAAUGAAGAUUUGCAACAAAGUUUACCUGACGAUUCUGAUGAAACUGAGUCUUUUAACGAAUCGUUGCCACAACAUCUUGCAUCAAAUCCCGAAUCAGUUCAACCAUCUUCUGGAAUAAGUUCUUAUAAUCAACCCUUAGAAAUCAGUGAUGACGAUCUACGAAAAACU